Xenopus laevis (African clawed frog) is the source of this 1006-nucleotide messenger RNA. RefSeq names its product glycine N-acyltransferase-like (gene glyatl2.L). The transcript is spliced from 5 exons. The record is from RefSeq and is a predicted model, not a curated record. The coding region runs from base 44 to 883 and encodes 279 amino acids. Lineage: Eukaryota; Metazoa; Chordata; Amphibia; Anura; Pipidae.
CUCAAGAACAUUGAUCGUUGAAUGGUUUGCACUUUGCUUUUUCAUGAUAACUUUACAGUCUCCUGAGAAGCUGGAGCUUCUCAAACAAGAUUUAGGUGGUCGUCUUCCAGAUGCUCUGAAGAUCUAUGGAAGCCUCUUCUCAAUUCUUAAAGGCAAUCCGUUCAAUUUGGAGGUGCUUGUAGAUUCUUGGCCAAAUUAUGGAGCUGUGAUGACGCCCUCUGGUAACUAUUUCUUAAUUAUUGUAGCUCCGCCUGUUUGGGAUCCCUACAUCAACUCAUACAGUUUCUUUGUUCGAGAUGAAAACAGAAUAACUACUGUUCUGGAACAUAUCAACUGGAAACAGGCAUUUGAAAUGCAAUCAAUGCAAGAAUGCUUCAUCAAUAAAAUCAAGUAUGAGGCAGAACAAAGGAAUGUGGACAUUGAUAUAUCACUGUUGAGGACAUAUUAUCAAGGAACUCAAAAAGAAGCUCAUAAGCAUGCUCAGAGACAUCAUAAGAACCAGGAGUUUUGCAGUCUCUCCUCUGCUUAUGUAUCACUUGUUGAUGAUUCCUGGACAUUUGGAGGAAGCUUUGCAAGUCAGGCAUAUGUUAAUCUCUGCAUAAAGUCACAGCCCUCCUGCUGUUUGUUGAACAGUGGUAUCCCUGUGUCAUGGGUGCUGAGUGAUCACUAUGGGGCAAUGCGUAUGCUCCACACUGUUCCCCAGGAAAGACGUAAGGGUCUUGGUACAAGCGUUUGUAGUGUACUGUCAGAAAUAAUGAUAAAGCAGGGCAGGCCAAUCUACUGCCAUGUAGAAGAGGAAAACAUUCCAUCUCAAUUCAUGUUUAAAGGUUUGGGGUUGCAAGAGACAAAAUGCAAGUUACUCUGGGUGAGAUCAAACUCUUAGCACCAUCUGGCUGGUUCAUUAUAGUGGGCAGCUAUGGCCAUUAAGACUUACAGUGCAAAAUAUGAUAAUUAUGGGUAUAACCGAAUGUUGUGUGAAACAUGAAUAUUAAAGAUACUUUACAAA